Molecule: messenger RNA, 5020 nt
Organism: Maylandia zebra (zebra mbuna)
Lineage: Eukaryota; Metazoa; Chordata; Actinopteri; Cichliformes; Cichlidae
Gene: bcas3
Product: BCAS3 microtubule associated cell migration factor
Biological process (GO): autophagy; response to starvation
Cellular component (GO): cytoplasm
Molecular function (GO): protein binding
Source: RefSeq, a predicted model, not a curated record
GUUUUGACUGUUUUUUGCAGAGAGCUUCAGAGCACCACGAAGUGUAUACACAAGGAGACUGUCAGCGUUCAGCUCCUCGAAUAUCAAACCCAAAGGACAAAAUGGCCUCGGACUCUCCGCGCAGACCGAGUCGUUGUGCUGGGGGGGUUUUGGUGCGAGCACAAGCUGCUACGGAGCAGUCUUACAUGGAGAGUGUUGUGACCUUUCUGCAGGAUGUAGUACCUCAGGCAUAUACUGGGGCUCCACCCACUGAUGAGAAAGAGAAAAUCAUUUGGGUUCGAUUUGAGAAAGCUGACAUUAAUGACACUGCACGCAACCCAGAGUUUAUGGAGAUGCACAGUGGCACUACUGACCCUCCACUCUGCCUCAUGAUUGGCUAUACUGAUGGAAUGCAGAUCUGGAGCGUAUCUCUGGCAGGAGAAGCUCAAGAGCUUUUCUCAGUGCGACACGGUCCAGUGCGAGCUGCUCGCAUUCUGCCAGCUCCUCAUAACAGUCCUGUAAAGCUGGACAGUUUUGCUGACAAGAGGCCCCUCCUUGGGGUCUGCAAGAGCACGGGGUCCUCUGGGACGAGCCCCCCCUACUGCUGCGCUGACCUGUAUUCGCUAAGGACGGGGGAAAUGGUUAAAUCAAUUCAGUUCAAGACGCCUAUCUAUGACCUCCACUGCAACAAACAUAUCCUUGUUGUGAGCCUGCAAGAGAAGAUUGCAGCAUUUGACAGCUGCACAUUCACCAAGAAGUUCUUUGUUACAAGCUGCUAUCCCUGCCCCGGCCCCAGCCUCAAUCCAAUAGCUCUGGGAAGCCGUUGGCUAGCCUAUGCUGAGAACAAGUUGAUAAGAUGUCACCAGUCUCGUGGAGGAGCCUGUGGUGACAAUGCACAGUCUUAUACCGCCACAGUGAUCAACGCUGCCAAAACUUUAAAAACAGGUCUGACGAUGGUCGGUAAAGUCGUGACCCAGCUAGCAGGCACCAUACCGGCAAGCACUCCAGACGAGGAGGGCACAUCUCACAGUGCAAGCCGUCGCAGCCCACACAACCCCGGUGUGGUCACCAUUAUUGACACACACAGUGUUGGAGAAGGACAGGUCUUGGUGAGUGAGGACUCGGACGGUGAAGGAGUGGUGGCUCACUUCCCAGCUCACGACAAACCUAUAUCCUGCAUGCAAUUCAACCCCAGUGGAAUGCUGCUGGUAACUGCCGACACCCUGGGACAUGACUUUCACGUCUUCCAGAUCCUCACCCACCCGUGGGCAUCUUCGCAGAGUGCCGUUCACCAUCUCUAUACGCUGCAUCGUGGGGAGACCGAAGCCAAGGUACAGGACAUGUGUUUCAGCCAGGACAGUCGCUGGGUAGCCGUCAGCACCCUCCGUGGCACCACACAUGUAUUUCCCAUCAACCCCUACGGCGGUGCACCGUGUGCCCGGACUCACAUGUCCCCACGUGUGGUAAACCGGAUGUCGCGCUUUCAAAAGAGCGCUGGAUUGGAGGAGAUUGAACAGGAGCUGAACAGGGCAGCUGCUUUAGGAGGAGGAGCAGGAAGUCUCGCAGGAAGUGGCUGCAUCUUAGGUGGAGGAGGCAUCGGUGGGCGCUGUAGCCCCAUACCUGGCCUGUCCAGUAGCCCCUCAGGGUCUCCAUUACAUGCCAAACUGAGCAGCCAGGAUUCGUACAACAAUUUCACCAAUAACAACAUGGGGAACCCGCGGCUCAUCCCAUUGCCCAGCCUCACUGUGGUGCUGCCUUUGGCUCAGAUCAAACAGCCCAUGACCCUGGGCACCAUCACCAAGCGCACAGGACCCUACCUCUUUGGGGCGGGAUGUUUUGCCAUUAAAACUCCAUGCAAAUCUAAGCCACCCCCCCAGAUCUCACCGAGCAAGUCCAGCGGAGGAGAGUUCUGCGUGGCGGCCAUCUUCGCGUCACCUCGCUCCUGGUUCAUCACUAAUCCCAACAUAAAAAGAGAGAAAGAUCAGUCCAGGCAGUCGGUUGUGGACUCGCUGUACGUAGUCAGUUGCUAUGGUAACUUGGUGGAGCACGUCUUGGAACCUCGGCCAUUAAGCACGUCACAAAAGAUAAGCGACGACACACCGUUAGAACUCAACACCUGUCCAAGGGCCUGCUGGAUUCUAGCCAGGACUCCACAGUGGAAUGAGCUGCAGCCACCUUUCAACUCCAAUCAUCCUUUGGUGUUGGCCUCAGAUCUAGUGCAGUACUAUCAAUAUCUCCUGGCUGCUGUACCCCCAGGAAGCCCCGGCCCAAUCACACGUCACGAGUCAUCCGACAGUCUGGCAUCAGACCACAGUGGCCAGGAGGAUGAGGAGUGGCUCUCUCAGGUGGAGAUUGUGACUCAUACAGGCCCCCAUCGGCGCCUGUGGAUGGGCCCCCAGUUUCAGUUUAAGACAAUUCAUCCUUCAGGCCAGACCACAGUCAUCUCCUCUUCAUCCUCGGUGCUUCAGUCCCAGGGCCCCAGCGAUGUUCAGCAGCCCCUUCUGGACUUUGACACAGACGACCUGGACCUCCACAGCCUCAGGAUCCAGCCAGUACGUUCAGAGCCUGUCAGCAUGCCCGGCUCAUCGCGGUUGGUGGCUGAUCGUCGUGGCCAGUCCAACAUCAUGGAUGCAGGAUCAGGUUAUUCCUAAAAAACAGAAGUCCUCGCUCUGCCAGUCACCUCAGUUCAAUUGAUUUGCUUUGCUUUUGUUCCUCACAAGCAUGCAUCAUUUUCAUUGUCCAUCCAUCCAUCCAUCCAUCCUUCCACCUUUCCCCCUCUCUUCACUACCCAACCAUUGUUUUAUCAUUGGUGUAUGAGAGAAGAGGACAGGCGGAAGGAGGAGUUGGAGGAGGAGGAGGAGGAAGAAAGGAAGAUGGACAGCUUUCUACUUUUCUGCCUUUCUGUUUGUGUGACCAUUUGUUUUUGUUCUGUUAUGGCCUUAUAGAUAGUAGCCAUCCUGAACCCAAGUCGCUUAAAUAAAAUCAUUAGAUGUAUUAGAAAAACUGUCUUAGUACCUGUAAAAAGUCUUUAUACCACUUAAUACAGUAAUUUACCAAGGCCAUAUUUAUAUUUUUCCUUUUGUUCCUAUCCAUCAGGUGCUUCAGCCGGGAACCUGUAAUAGAAGGGUUGUGUCAAUGGUGCACCAGUCACAACUUUAACCAUGCUGCUUGUAGGGGUCUGAGGUCAGGUUGGCAAAUAAAGUUCGUUGGUCAUCUUCCAGAAAAAUUCCUUUUUUCCUUCAGCCACUCAGAAGGGACGCUCAUCCAUUUAUAGCCUAUAACUGUACAGGUCAACAUUUUAAAAAUGAAUGGGCAUGUUAGGUGGUGAUGUUUGGAGCUGCCCAACAGACUCUGUUGUAAACAGGAGUAUGGGAGAACCCGGCUUUGUGCUAUAAUUAAUUGAAACAAGGCAUUGCUGUUGUGGACAUAAAAACAAAAUCUUCCACAGAGUCAGAAAUCACAAAGAUGUCACACCCAAAUUAAACAUUUACUAUUAAAGAAAUGAGUCCUAAAGUUAAAAUUGAAGCUAGUUUCUCCAAAUGUAUGGAGUGUAACAUACAGCAGAGCAGGAUUCUUGCCCAUUCAAGCAUUUGGUCCAACUGUAGCUUAACCUGUUGACCCAGUCUGCAUAAAUUGAGUUGCAGCCUCCUAAUAUACUUUUUGAAAGAGCUUCUUGUUACCAUUAACAAGCAGGAAAAGUUAAUAAAGUAGCUACUAAAUCUCUAUAUUAUAUUAUAAUUUGUGUAACUCCCGAGAAAGGUGAUGGAGAGGUCAUUUGCUUUAACAAUGGGAAAAAUAUGAUAUGGCCUAAAAUAAUUGAGCUUUUUUAGAGUACAUGUUACACACUUAACACCAACAAGUACAUUAUUUCUUAGGUUCUAUUAAAUAUACAUGAAAUACAUUCAUUCUGUUUCCGAAUAUCAGCUGCCUCAUGUGGAGCAGUUACACAGUCCUCACAGCUUUCACUGGGGACUGAACCACAGGACAUUGGGCUCAGCUGCAUCUAUUGUGAUUCAAUUUUUCUGCACAGGAACUCGCACAAACAUAUUCAGCGCACACUCUACAGCAUUUGCCCUUUAGGCAGAGAAUAAAGCACAUAUUAUACGUCCAUCUUAGGACGAGAUGGAAAGAAGGGUCACAGAAUGAGAGAGGAAGUGCACAAGUGCACUCGUGUCUGCAGAGUAAUCGACAAUAUGAGACUCAUCCAGAGUUUCCUGCCCAUACAGUCUGGCAUAAGCAGAUAUUACAAUUUUUUAUAGAAAUGACCUUGUAGGAGUGCUUCCCUAUUAGGUGAUGAUAAUGGAAAUAGUCUGCAUUGGCAGCUCAUGAUGACAUUUUUCUGAACAUUUGCUUUGGUGAGUAAUAAGAAUUCUGCCGUGCGCUACUAUGAACGUCGCUGUACUCUCAACAAACCAGCAGGAAAAAAGCUCCCGCCGUAGCCUGUCAUCAGGUGUCGAGCUCCUGCAUCAUAACAGUGCCUGUUGUGACCUGGAGCCAAAACACUUCACUAGUUUUUAUUUAUGUAUUUAAUGGUGUCCAUGUAAAGUGUUUCGAUAGUUUUCACCCAGACUGCUUUCACUGCUGUGAUACCAGGUAUUGCCUUACAGUGUUGGCCCAGCUAAAAGAAGAGCUUUUCUUUCUGAACUGAGAGAGAUGAAAGAUUCUCACCUUUCAGUUUAACCCUUCAGUUGUUGUGGUGCACGUGUGUCAAACAGGAUUACUGUAUCCUGGACCACCUCAGUAUUAUGUGUUGACGGCUGGUUUCAGUAACCAAUAAAUUUAUCUUGUCUGUAAUAACGAGUCCCUAAAGUUGUAUUUUUGUGUAUUCAAAGUAUCCAAUCUUAUUUCACAUGUAAAUAUCCAUUAUGUAAUCCAUGUGAUUUUCAGUAAAUGUUUCCAUAUUGCAUUAUCAUUAAACUUGUACAUGUUUUGCUUUAGGCUGGGAGUUUUUAGAGAUGUGCACGGUCUCACACAGAUGCCCAUACUGCAUCAUUUAUUCUCAAUUCCAGCUCAUUUGAACAUUACAGUGAAUUUGUGAGGA